AUGGCUGCAGCCUAUGUCUAUAGAUUUGUUUUCAUAUUAGAUACUUCUGGGCCUGGGAUACUCCGACCAAUCUCUGAAAUCCCUGCUAAAUUUAGAUCGGUCUUCAAAGAGUUCCCUUACUUCAACUACGUUCAAUCAAAAGCCCUAGAUGACGUUCUAUACACGGGUAAGAACUUUGUGGCUUGUGCUCCUACGGGCUCUGGUAAGACUGUGCUUUUUGAGUUGGCCAUCAUCCGCCUACUGAUGGAGACCACAGAGCCCUGGAGAAACGUCAAAGCUGUGUACAUGGCCCCCAUCAAAGCUCUAUGCAGCCAGCGCUUUGAGGACUGGAAGAACAAAUUUGGGCCUCUGGGCCUGAGCUGCAAGAAGCUGACUGGAGACACAGAGAUCGACGAUUUCUUUGAGAUUCAAGACGCCAAUAUCAUCAUGACCACACCUGUGAACGCAUUUCUCUGUUUCUCGCGGGAAAAAUGGGACAGCAUGACGAGGAAGUGGAGGGAUAACUGCCUGCUGCAGUUGGUCCGGCUUUUCCUUAUUGAUGAGGUGCACGUGGUGAAGGACCCUAUGCGCGGAGCCACACUAGAGGUGGUGGUGAGCAGGAUGAAGGCGGUCCAUGCAUACCGUGCAGCAGAGAACCCUCAGGAGGACGUCUCCAUGAGAUUUGUGGCCGUCUCCGCCACCAUCCCCAAUACCAACGAUAUAGCAGACUGGCUGUGUGACGACAGAGACCCUGCUACUUGUCUGGAGAUGGAUGAGAGUCACAGACCGGUAAAACUGAGGAAAGUAGUGCUGGGUUUCCCCUGCAACAGCAACCAGACUGAGUUCAAGUUCGACCUGUCACUCAACUACAAGAUGGCCAACAUCAUCCAGACCUACUCGGACCAGAAACCAACACUUGUUUUUUGUUCAACAAGGAAAGGAGUCCAGCAGUCGGCCACUGUUCUAGCCAAGGAUGCCAGGCUCAUCAUGAGUAUUGAGCACAAACAGGUUGGAGGUGAAUUAUGCAAACUCUCUCCUGGACUCAAAACUCAGAGGUCGGUGGAGAAUACUUGGUGUCGUUUGGAGCUGGUUUCCACCACGCCGGAGUUGACGUGUCAGACAGGAAGCGAAUCGAGGAGGCCUUCAACAUGGGAGACCUGCCUCCUGCAUACCCACCUGGUGGAGCACCUGAACGCUGAGAUUGUCCUCCACACCAUUUCAGACGUCAACAUGGCCCUGGACUGGAUCCGCUCCAGCUUCCUCUACAUCCGAGCUCUGAAGAACCCCAGACACUAUGGUCAGGGAAAAGGAGAGACACUGGACAGACCCCGGUCUCUAUUAAAAAGAACUGACUGUCCGUGCGUUUUUAUGCAGGCUUUUCCACUGACUUGGACCGAUGUGGAAUCGAAGCCAAACUGCAAGAGCUCUUGUCUGAAGAACUUGAAUUCCCUGGCCUCCAUUGGUCUGAUCUCCAUGGAUGAGGAUGUUAACAUCAAAGCUACAGAGGCAGGCAGGCUGAUGGCAAGGUACUGUGUUGCGUUUGACACCAUGAAGCAGUUCAGCACGGUGACAGGCACUGAGACCUUACCUGAGCUGAUAGAAUUGAUGGCGAAGGGCAGAGAGUUCACUGACGUGCAGCUGAGGGUGAACGAGAAGAGAACCCUGAACACGUUGAACAAGGACAAGAACAGGAUCACCAUCAGGUAUCCCAUGGAGGGAGAGAUCAAAAACAAUGAGAUGAAGGUGAACUGUUUGAUUCAAGCCCAGUUUGGCUCCAUUCCAAUCCAAGAGUUUGGACUUGCACAGGACACAGGGAGAAUCUUCAGAAAUGGAGUCCGAAUCAGCAGAUGCUUGGCAGAGUUCCUGAACCAGCGCUCCAAGACCGACUUCUCUGCUCUACUCAACUCCCUGAUACUGGCCAAGUGCUUCAGGGCCAAGCUGUGGGAGGACUCUCCUUACGUCUCAAAGCAGCUGGAGAAAAUAAUAUCUGAUCCAGGGGUGUCUCUGUCGACGGCCAUGGUGAACGCUGGGCUCACCACCUUCAAGAAGAUAGAGCAGACCAACGCCAGGGAACUGGAGCUGAUUGUCAACAGACAUCCUCCGUUUGGAAACCAAAUCAGAGACGCUGUCAUGAAUCUACCCAAGUAUGAAGUUAUGCUUCCAAGAUACAACAUCGCCACCGCAGAGAUUGUCGUGACGGUGAUUGUGAAGAACCACGAGCAGCUGCUGUCAAAGAGAACCACUCAUGACCACCACUAUGUCACAAUGAUCAUCGGGGACUGUGACAACAACGUGGUCUUCCUGCAAAAACUCACAGACUUGAUGCUGUUGAAGUCGGGAAACUGGUCAAAGAAGAUCGAAGUGGCGAAAGCCUUCAAAGGAGAGGAGAUCAGCGUGAAUCUAAUCAGCUCAGAAUACGUGGGGUUGGACAUUCAGCAGAAGUUUAGUGCCUUCUACUCUGGACCAAAGAGGUACGGAGGUGAAUCAUUCACACCUGAGCAACAUGACACGGUGCACAUAGCACAGGCUAACGCUCAGAGAUCACAGGGUGCAACACAGAGAACACAGCCAACAGGUCAGCAAACAGAGGCUACGGCACAGAAGAGAAACUCCACAUCCACAGAAAAGGUUCCAGGCAAAAGACAAUGUAACCACUUCUGCAACAACAAGGAUCAGUGUGGCCACGACUGCUGUCAAAAUGGAGUGGUUCUGAAGAGGCCUAUGAAUCAGCAUUCGAGUUUCUCCUCCGACCUCCAAGACCUGAAGACCAGGAGUGACACACUGACAGAGACUCCAGUCAAACGCCUCAAAAUGAGAAUGAGUGGUAGGACUGGGGCUACGAACAUUCAGCACUUUUCUUAUACGCCUGCUGCUUGCAGGUUUGUAGGUAAUCAUCAUGGCGCUUCAACAAUACAACAGAGUGUGGAAUCAGCUGAGGACUUUGCAACGCCCCAAGAGAUGGCAUAUCUUGAGAACUAUGACCAUGAGUAUAAUGACUACCUGGAAGACAUAUAUCAGACAAUGGGAGAAGAGGUACCACCACCUAUUCAAACCACUACAGAGUCACAAAGCACUUCAAUGUGGAGGAAACCCAGUGGGUCACUCAGCCACAGCACCCCCCAAAGCCAGGGCAUGGGUUACUCCCAAAGCCACAGCACUACUCAAAGCCAGAGCACGGGUUACCCACAGAGCCACAGCACCCCCCAAAGCCAUAGCAUGGGUUACUCCCAAAGCAACAGCACCCCCAAAGCC
Oncorhynchus keta (chum salmon) is the source of this 3231-nucleotide messenger RNA. RefSeq names its product probable ATP-dependent DNA helicase HFM1. The record is from RefSeq and is a predicted model, not a curated record. Gene Ontology annotation, molecular function: ATP binding; nucleic acid binding. NCBI's taxonomy places the organism in Eukaryota, Metazoa, Chordata, Actinopteri, Salmoniformes, Salmonidae.